UCGAAAAAUGUAAAAAAAAAAAAUUAAAUUUUUUAAAAAUUGUAGAGUAGAAGGUCCCCUUAAGACGAUACGAGAGGUGAGGUCUUUCCAUUAUAUUCUUUUCACGCGAACGAUAAUUUCCCCGCGUGGCAACGCCACGUGAUUGAUCUUUUUUAUUAUAUUCUGCAUAACAUUCAAGGUUUUUAUGCCGCGAGACUUUUUCUUGAAUGAGCCAAUAAAACAUUGUAUCUUUGAUUGGCUCAAUUACGCGUUUUAUUUUAUACUUUAAUUUAAUCCCUUAUUUUCCACAUCAUAGCACUUACAUAAUUGCCAGAGAACUCCUAAUCGAGAAAUUUAGGCCAUACAGAUACAUUCGGCAUUCACAAAAGUAAUAAGAAAAUGAAAGAUAAAACGGUAAUAAUUACUGGAUGUACGUCUGGCUUGGGCAAGGAAACGACUAUACAUUUAGCUAAAAAAGGAGCCAAAGUGAUUAUGGCAUGCAGAAACAUCGAUGUAGCAAAUACAAUUAAAGAAAAAAUAAUAAAAGAAACAGGAAAUUCUAAUAUCAUCAUACGUAAAUUAGAUCUUACUUCUCUGCAGUCCAUAAGAAAUUUUGCUGAGUUAAUAAAUAAAGAAGUAAGUAGAUUGGAUGUUCUCAUUCACAAUGCAGCUCUAGCUCAUUUAAAAAAUAAAAUCUCUGAAGAUGGAUUGGAGGUAACCAUGGCAACCAAUCAUUAUGGACCAUUUCUUCUAACUCAUCUCUUAAUAGAUCUGUUAAAAAAAUCAAAACCGAGUCGAAUAGUCAUAGUUUCGUCGGUAAUAUAUAAACUUGGUUCAUUAAACUUAAACAAUCCUAAUCAAAUAGAUUCGUAUAUUCCAUGUAAAUAUUACUUUAAUUCGAAAUAUGCAAACUUGCUAUUUACAUUAGAAUUGGCACGUCGUUUAGAAGGUACUGGCGUUAUUGCAAAUUGUCUGCACCCUGGUGUCACAGAUACUGGAAUUUGGAAAAGAAUUCCAUGUUUUUUAUAUUGGAUUUGUAAAGUUCUGAUAAUAAUUCCAGUGGGUAUAUCAACCCAGGAAGGAGUUCAACGAAUUAUGUACCUUGUUGAAUCCGAAGAAAUUAAUGGAUUAUCUGGACAAUAUUUUAUUAAAUAUUUUAAUCAUUUAACGAAAAGUAGUUUAACGAAUAUGAUCGGCAAUCCAGCCCUGCCCAAGAAAUUUUGGGAGAUCAGCGAAGAACUAGUUAAAUUACAGCCAACCGAUCCUAAAAUAUAAAAAAUAUUUGUUAAUUAAGGAUGUUGGUAAAAUUAAAAACAACAUACAAAGAUAAUU
Polistes dominula (European paper wasp) is the source of this 1311-nucleotide messenger RNA. RefSeq names its product retinol dehydrogenase 14. Lineage: Eukaryota; Metazoa; Arthropoda; Insecta; Hymenoptera; Vespidae. The record is from RefSeq and is a predicted model, not a curated record.